Actinia tenebrosa (Australian red waratah sea anemone) is the source of this 1470-nucleotide messenger RNA. RefSeq lists its product as uncharacterized. NCBI's taxonomy places the organism in Eukaryota, Metazoa, Cnidaria, Anthozoa, Actiniaria, Actiniidae. The record is from RefSeq and is a predicted model, not a curated record. Gene Ontology annotation, molecular function: 2-oxoglutarate-dependent dioxygenase activity.
ACUCCAGUUCCCAUGUGUGUUUUAUGCAGUUGACAAGACUGUUUACGAAAGGAACUACAAGAAAUCCGUCUCGUAACUGUAUUGAAUACAAGAAAAAAUGUCUUCUAAACCAAGUCAGGAGUUAGUCAGUCUUUUCAAGGAACUCAGAGAAAAAGCUCAAAAAUCUGGCGUCUGUACAGAAGACAUAAAGAACGAGUUCAAAAGAGGUGUUAAAAGUCGACCAAGAAAGACAAGCUCCAAAAUAACCCUCUUUAUAGUGUUCUUCAUUAUUCCUGUAGCUCUUGGUAUUGGAGGUUAUUUUUCUUCUCGAUACCUCAUGGAUCUUUGGAAGGAUGAUUUAUGCCUCUUAAAUGUUAAUGAAAUUUUCAACGAGGUCGCUCGAAAGCCAACAAACUGUUCACUAAUGUGCGAAGGACAAACAGAAGUUCCUCGACUUUCUGGACUUACAAGGCACAAUUUUAUCGAAAAUUACGCUUACAAUGGUCGCCCUUUAGUCGUUACUGAUGCAGCUAAGAACUGGUCAGCUCUAGAAGUCUUCAACUUUUCGUUUUUUAAGCAACUUUACGAUAGGAAUAAUGGGUCGUACGAAGUUAAUGAAGAAGAAUGCCAAUUCUUUCCGUACAAAACCAAUUUCAGUUCACUUCGCGAAGCCUUUAAUAUGCCCAAAGAGAGAGCUGAACUUAAAACUGAGCCUUGGUACUUUGGAUGAUUGAUAGUGUCGAGCGUCCCUCUUGGCAAGCACAACUGUCAGGRACUAAAGUAUGGACUCUCAUCCCACCACCAGAAUGUGAACAUGUCUGUUCUACCCUCAAGGCUCAAGUUAACAAAGGAGAAGUCAUCAUCGUCGACACAAACCAAUGGUUCCAUAAGACAGAGGUUCUUCCUGGAGACAUUAGCAUAACAAUAGGAGCAGAGUUUGAUUAAACUACAUCAAAAUUAAUGCUAGAUUUAGGGAUCGCUGAUGGAGGUCAAAACGAUGGUCCAUGGUAGAUAUAGUUUUUACUCCAGUGGAUUUGAUCUAUCAUUGUCUACUAACAUACCACAAGAAACCAACACAAUGUUUCCAGAAAAGUACCAAAGGCAUUCAAAAAAAGAUUAAAUACGAAGUAUUUUAUUAAUAAUGAUAAUAAUAUUAAUGGUAGUAGCUUAGCCUGUCAUUUUAUGCAAAGAAAAUUUAAAGCUAUGAACUUAUAAUAUACCAGUAGUCCUAUUAAUAUACCAUACACCCAACAUAAAUUAAUAUAAACAUAGAUUUGAAAUGUUGCUAUAGCAACAGUAACUAUGGCAACAUCAAGCAAGGCAACUAGAUAGAAGACCAGUGAUAUUGCUACUAUUUUUGAUGCUGUUUCUGAUUGUUAUUAGCUUGACUUGAUGUAAGGAGCCUACGUGUAGAUGGAAUAAAACCCCAGUCAGAAAUAAAAGCAGGUUCAACUGCACACAGAUUAGAGAUUAAAAAAAUUAAACAACGAA